UGGCGGAUGCCUGCUCCGCGGCAGGGCGGCGCGGUGGGAGACCAUGCGGAAAGCGGUGUUGGUCACCGGGGCGAGCAGCGGCGUUGGCCUCGCCCUCUGCAAGCGGCUGCUGGAGGAGGACCACGAGCUGCACCUGUGUCUGGCCUGCAGGAACAGGAGCAAAGCGGAAGCGGUCCGCGAGGCUCUGCUGGCCUCUCGCCCCCUCGCCGAGGUCAGCAUCGUGCAGGUGGAUGUCAGCGACCUGCAGUCGGUGUUCCGGGCUUCCCGGGAGCUCAAGCAAAGGUUUCAGAGAUUAGACUAUGUCUAUCUGAACGCUGGGAUCAUGCCCAACCCACAGCUGAAUAUCAAAGCGCUUUUCUCUGGCCUCUUUUCAAGAAAAGUGAUUCAUAUGUUCUCCACAGCUGAAGGAUUGCUGACCCAGGAAGAUCAAAUCACUGCCGACGGGCUCCAGGAGGUGUUUGAGACCAACGUCUUUGGCCACUUCAUCCUGAUUCAGGAACUGGCACCUCUCCUCUGUCACAGUGACAGUCCUUCCCAGCUUAUCUGGACAUCGUCUCGCAAUGCGAGGAAAUCGAAUUUCUGCCUCGAGGACAUCCAACACAGCAGAGGCCAGGAGCCCUACAGCUCCUCCAAGUACGCGGUUGACCUGCUCAGCGUGGCUGUGAACAGGAACUUCAACUCGCGGGGUCUGUAUUCCAGUGUGGUGUGCCCGGGUACCAUGGUGACCAAUAUGACGUGUGGAAUUCUCCCUCCCUUUGUGUGGACACUGCUGAUGCCAAUCAUAUGGCUGCUUCGCUUUUUUGCAAAUGCUUUCACUUUGACACCGUACAAUGGAACAGAAGCCCUGGUAUGGCUUUUCCACCAAAAGCCCGAGUCUCUCAAUCCCCUGACCAAAUACCUGAGCGCCACCACUGGCUUUGGAAGCAAUUACGUAAUGACCCAGAAGUAUCCUGAAGAAGAAAUCCUUGGGAAUUCUAUUAUGGACCUAGAUGAAGACACCGCUGAAAAAUUUUACCAAAACUUACUGGAACUGGAAAAGCACGUUAGGGCCACCAUUCAAAAAAGAAAUCAUCAGAGCUGACCGUUAUCCCCUCUGAAACACUGGGUGCCUUCUGCGCAUUCUGGACUUCCGUUGAGUUGGAUGAUGUGCACUUUUGGGAGACCAUGAACUAGAAGGGUCUCUUUUCCUUCCUUUCAGGAUUCUAAGACUGUGUGUGUGUGUGUGUGUGUGUGUGUGUGUGUGUGUGCGUGUGUGCGUGUGUGUGUACACAGGAGAAAAAAAUGGGUAAGUAAAAUAUCAGUUACAUAGUCUCCAGGAUGGUGUCACAGCAAAAUUGUGCGAGGGUCACCCAACCAAGUAUGUGCUCAUUGGUUCUGCCAACUGGAGCCCAAGGCCCACGGCGUGGGAUGAGGUGUGGACCCGAGUAGCCGUGACACAGGCACUCGCUGGUCUUCCACUUGGCCUGCUCGAGCAGGAGAAAGUACCGGUCGCCCUCUGAGCGGUAAUCUGAGCUGUGUCCCUUUUCUUGUGAACGGUUUUCUUAGGUCUUGUACCCGAUUUCUUCCUCCACAUGCUGCUUCUAAAAAUCCUGACAUCGUUAGCAUCCUAACAGUCCUAAUACAGAUACCCAUGUAGUUCAUCGCAGGAACAGAAGUGUCUUUGUGUUUGCACCACUUGAAUCCUGUCUUUUGAAAGUGUCUUUUACUGAUGUUGAGGUGGCCUGUGUCAAUACCGCGCCCGACCCUUAGCACCAUUUGCAAAUUGGUUCAUUACUGACCAACCUGUGUUCGUGAUUAUAUUUUAGCAUAGGCACACUUGCAGCAAAACGUGAUUUACUCACGUUGUGUCAAAUUUUCCAACUGAAUAAUUGCCAGUGAGCUAUCUGCUGGUGUCAGUGGUUAGGACUGUGGUUAGGACUCAAGUUUGCGUGAUGUGAAGACAAAAUGCUAUGAGAUGCCUAGGUGUUUUUGCCCCAAAUACAACCAGCACCCUACCUGGAUUGUAAUAAAGUGAGCAAAAGUUUGAAUGACUUAAUAAAAGCAAAACACGUUCUAGAAAUGUCAUUUCUAUACAUUCUCAGUACGGAUUUUGGUUAUGGUUUCUCUAAUUUUGUUGCUAGAGAUGCCGUUGAUGACGUUAAACAUUCUGUGCGUGAAGAGAAGGACUGUCUUUGGGGUUGGAGAGUGGAGGGCAGGCUGGGUUGAACUCUCGCAGCCACUCACACUGCAAGUUUGCAGGAAGCACUUUAUUGUGGAUCUCGGGCUCCACAUCAGGGAGGUGGAGUAGUUAGCGUCCUGCUUCCUGUGGUCACGGGUGUGGAGGGACAUUAAAUGCAAUAACACAUGGGAAUGAAUAAAGAGCAUUUUUUGAGAA
Leopardus geoffroyi (Geoffroy's cat) is the source of this 2374-nucleotide messenger RNA. RefSeq names its product hydroxysteroid 17-beta dehydrogenase 7 (gene HSD17B7). Lineage: Eukaryota; Metazoa; Chordata; Mammalia; Carnivora; Felidae. The record is from RefSeq and is a predicted model, not a curated record. The transcript is spliced from 10 exons. Gene Ontology annotation, biological process: cholesterol biosynthetic process. Gene Ontology annotation, molecular function: 5-alpha-androstane-3-beta,17-beta-diol dehydrogenase (NADP+) activity; estradiol 17-beta-dehydrogenase [NAD(P)+] activity; 3-beta-hydroxysteroid 3-dehydrogenase (NADP+) activity. Bases 44 to 1081 code for a protein of 345 amino acids. Gene Ontology annotation, cellular component: endoplasmic reticulum membrane.